AGACGAAUAGCAAAGAUGCGCACCAUCGAGCUGUUCUGCGUGGCUUUCUUGUGCCUCAGCCCGAUGGCCUGGGUCUCCUCCAGCCGCGAGCCGUGCCGAUCACCAGCGAAGACCAAAGGCUUGCUCAGUGUGACUUCUGCCAAGGACGAUACGACGGUUUGGGGGGAUUUCAAGUACGAUGCCGCUAAGAAGUACCUUCGCUUUGUGGAGGACAGCAAAUCGAACAGAACCUCGCACCUGGACGUGCUCGUACACUUCGAGCAGGAUGUGAUAUACGAAUUUGACAGCAAGAACGACAGCUGUAAGAAGCAGUCCCUGCCGUCACACAGUCACCCGUUGGAGGUGCCGGCCGACGCCACACACCAGGACGAGCUGUACCUGGGGAGCCUCGAUAAGUCUGAGCAGGGCCUCAGGGUGCGCAUAUGGUCCGGCAACAUAUCUGACCACCUCGACACGCAUCACUCACAGGCAGCCCACUACUCGAUUAUUACCACUUCCUGCGGGUGCGUCCCUGUUUCCUGCAUCUACCACAGCGAGAAGUAUGACCUCAUCUUCAAAUUCUUCAACGUAGAGAUUGACUUUGACGAGAUACAAGCGUUUAAACUUCCUGAUUACUGUGACGGUGUGGCUUUAGAGGAGGCGUCUGAUGACCACAGCUUCUUUGACCUGUUCCACGACUGAAUCGUUAAAAAGCAUACGAAUCAAUCGAACACACGGGAUCACGGCAUAACAUGAAUUUAAAAAAAAAAAAAAAAAAAAAAAAAACUACUUCAAAAAACCGUAUCCACUUUUUCUCUUUCUUCUGCGCAAAUCUGACACUCUCUUGUAUGAUCGCCAUCUCUGUUCUGAGUAACAGUAUUGUUUUGUCCUUUUUGUGACUGUCCCUUUGUUUCUCAUGAAGUCAAUAAAUGCCGAGUAAUUCAAACCGAAAAGAAA
Messenger RNA from Ictalurus furcatus (blue catfish), 936 nucleotides. RefSeq names its product ependymin (gene epd). Gene Ontology annotation, biological process: cell-matrix adhesion. Gene Ontology annotation, cellular component: lysosome; extracellular region. The transcript has 6 exons. NCBI's taxonomy places the organism in Eukaryota, Metazoa, Chordata, Actinopteri, Siluriformes, Ictaluridae. Gene Ontology annotation, molecular function: calcium ion binding. The coding region runs from base 16 to 681 and encodes 221 amino acids. The record is from RefSeq and is a predicted model, not a curated record.